Molecule: messenger RNA, 1608 nt
Organism: Loxodonta africana (African savanna elephant)
Lineage: Eukaryota; Metazoa; Chordata; Mammalia; Proboscidea; Elephantidae
Product: olfactory receptor 10R2-like
Exons: 1
Coding region: 1-936 (311 amino acids)
Biological process (GO): G protein-coupled receptor signaling pathway; detection of chemical stimulus involved in sensory perception of smell
Cellular component (GO): plasma membrane
Molecular function (GO): olfactory receptor activity; G protein-coupled receptor activity
Source: RefSeq, a predicted model, not a curated record
AUGGGGAAUCAUACGACAAUGAACACAUUCCUUCUGUGGGGAUUUUCCAGUUUCCCAGACCUACAGCAACUCCUCUUUGUGGUGGUUUUCUUCUCCCAUGUGACCAUCCUAGCUGCAAAUGUGUCUAUCAUGGUGGCCAUCAAACGCAGUCACAACCUUCACACUCCCAUGUACUUUUUCCUGUAUGGCCUGUCCUUAUCAGAAACCUGUACCUCUAUGGUAAUCAUUCCCCGCAUGCUUGUGGACUUGCAGUCGGAGACCAAGAUGAUUUCUCUCCCUGAGCGUGCCACACAGAUGUUCUUCUUUUUUGGAUUGGGAACCAAUAACUGUUUUAUCUUAGCUGCCAUGUCCUAUGACCGCUACAGUGCCAUCCACCACCCACUGCACUAUUCUAUCCUGAUGACCCCAAAGAUCUGCUUCCAGAUGAUGAUGGCCUCUUUUGUGGUUGGGAUUCUGGUUUCUCUGUGCGUUGUCAGCAUAGUAUUCACCUUGUCUUUUUGUGAUUCUAAAACCAUCCGGCACUUUUUUUGUGACAUCACACCUGUGGUCUCCCUUGCUUGUGAUUAUACCUUCCUUCAAAAAAUGAUUCUUCUUGCAUUUAGUCCCUUUGUGCUGGUGGGUAGCUUUAUUUUAAUUAUGAUUUCCUAUGUCUUAAUUCUGUCCAUAGUUGUAAAGAUGACCUCUGCAAAGGGAAGGUAUAAAGCCUUUUCAACUUGCUCCUCCCACCUCACUGUGGUGUCUAUACACUAUGGAUUUGCAUGCUUUUCCUAUUUGAGGCCCAAGAAUAAUGACUCCUUUAAUGAAGAUACACUGAUGGCUCUGACAUAUACAGUGCUGACUCCUCUGCUCAAUCCCAUUGUUUACAGUCUAAGAAACAAAGCAAUGCAGAUAGCCCUGAGGAAAGUAGUAGGCAAUGCAAAAAGUUUUAUCACUUAGAGUGUAAAUAAAAGAACUUUGGACCUUGAAGAAAUGUACAUAGUUUUGAUAAAUGUAAGUGAGAAGUGGAGUACAUCCAAUAAAAAUCAUAAAUUUGUGUGGACAAUUAAACUGUUGUCUAGUUGCUUGAUAUGUGCUAGCAUCAUCAAACUGGAUGCAGAGUUAAUACGUUUUUAAAUGUUUUAUUAUAUAUCUCUAUCUAUAUAUGUAUACAUAGAUAUACAGAAAAUGAACAAACAGUAUGAUUAAUAAGAAAAAUAAAAGGGUUUAUUUCCUCUAACAUUUCCUCUCUUUAUGCAAAUUUCUGAUCUCUAUCAUUCUUCUCCUUGAAGAGCUUUUUACUUUUCUUUCAUGCAGGUCUACUGGUGAUGAUUUCCCUCCGUUUUUUUGUUUUUAUGAAGUGUAUUUACUUCUUCUUGACUUGUGAAGGAUAAUUUGCUUAAUAAAGAAUUCUAGGUUGCUGUUUUUUUAUUUCAACACUUUAAAUGUUUGACUCCACUUUCUUCUUGCCUGCAUGGUUUGUGAAAAGAAGUCUAAUAUAAUUCUUAUUCCUUUCCCUUUAUAGGAGAGUUGUUUUAUUCUCCGGCACUUUCAAUAUUUUCUUUUUGUCUCUGGUUUUCUGCAGUUUAAAUAUGGCAUGCUUAAGUGUUUUAUUUAUUUAUUCAUACUACU